Serendipita indica DSM 11827 is the source of this 627-nucleotide messenger RNA. The record is from the annotation of a GenBank genome assembly. Lineage: Eukaryota; Fungi; Basidiomycota; Agaricomycetes; Sebacinales; Serendipitaceae.
AUGGCGGUUGGGAAUGAAAUUCGAGCGCUUUUGUUUUCGACAAUCACACUCACGGAUGACGACAAGGCUGCUCAGAGUCGAGCUAACCCCGACCUCGGAUCGCUCAAGGUCGAAUUCUGGCGCAUUAAGCCCGGUUGGACGGUAAAAGCUGUUCAACAGGUUAUCAAGUCUACAUUGGAAAGCAGUGAUGUUCACGAGGGAAAGAAGACUUUGGGCGGGCAUCGCAUCAAAAUCGGCGAAAAAGUUGCAACCCACACAUGUGAUGUCAGCGCUGCUGUAGAGUUCAUCGAUAAGGAGCCCUUUGCCGUGUUUCUUUUCCGCUAUCGUCCCGAAGAUAUACUACAGGCUAUGGGACAUAUUCGAACCUCUACGGAUCAAUCACUGCUUGGAGUCAAGAGGAAUGCCUCGGAGGCGUCUGAGAGUGAGGACGAAAGCGGUGCAUCCGACGAAGAGCAGGAGAUUGCGGCAAAGAUUGCAGCGUUGAGCCAACGGAUGAAGACUCUGAAGAAGCGCAAGCGUGUGAAGGUCGAAGAGUCUCCAAUUCUUAUUCUAUCCGGUACAACAGGAACUCGCGAGACGUCUCCCAUUGUUCUCUCCAGUGACGAUGAGGUCGUAGAACUCGACUAA